AUGAGAGCGGUGCGAACGGAUGACGAAGGCACGUCUUCGGGCGGCCUGCUUCGGGCGGCGACUGACGAUGGGGCCAGUGCCUAUCGAGUCGACGGCGCACUGACGUCACACUGCGUCACGACGCCAGCGCCGCGACGCGCGCAUCUCGCUGCGCCCUCCUGCCCAGCCCGGCGGCUGCCCGCCCGCCCCACUCCUAACCUUUCACAACCGAUGACAACCGCCACCGAUCGACACCAUUUCCCUUGCCUAUCGCCUUAUCUAACUGUCAAAUCUAGCCCGAGUCGCGUUCAAAAGGACAUCUACUCGUCGAUAAUUAUAGUCAUCAAAACUCCUAAACACGUCUGCUACAUUCGUUACGAGGGUGAAAACCUUGAAGACUAA
Molecule: messenger RNA, 381 nt
Organism: Leptosia nina
Lineage: Eukaryota; Metazoa; Arthropoda; Insecta; Lepidoptera; Pieridae
Source: the annotation of a GenBank genome assembly